CAAUAAUAGAAGGACCUUCUGAAGAGCCGAUGAAAAAAAAACAAAAAUACAAUAAAGAAAAAAAAUCUAAUACAAGAAAAAGCUUGACCGGUAUUCAGAAAGCCGAAAUAUGCAACCUAAAGCAAAAAGGAGUUAGUCAAGUUAAACUAGCCAAACAGUUUGCAAAUACUGCGCUGCAAACAAUUUCGGGUACAAUAGUCAAACGUAAAGCAACACAACUUGCGGAAGGGCUUGAAGUGACAGAUUUCAACGCAUCUGAUGGGUGGCUUUCAAAUUUCAAAAAAAGGCACCAUAUAAAAGAAUACAAAUAUUUAGGUGAAGAUGCAAGUGCACCUUUUGAGAAUCUUUUCAGAUUUCGCAAUACAUAUGAAUAUGUAAUUGCUGACAAUAACCUUAUCACCACUGAAAUGCCAACUGAUGAAGAAAUAAUUGAAGCCGUCAAGAAUCGUGAUUGUAUUGAACCAGAUAAAGAAAAAUUACAAAAACCAAUAUCACCUGUAGAAGCCUUAAGAUUUAUUUGUGGGAUCCUAACUUUUCUUGAAGAGCAGCCAGAUGGAAGUUUUAAAGUUGAUGAUUCUCUUAUUCAGAAUUUAGGGAAAUUAAAAAAAGAA
Molecule: messenger RNA, 611 nt
Organism: Racocetra persica
Lineage: Eukaryota; Fungi; Glomeromycota; Glomeromycetes; Diversisporales; Gigasporaceae
Source: the annotation of a GenBank genome assembly